CGCCGAUAUGUCUGUCCGGAGACACAUUGGGAAUCCUGAGUAUCUGACCAAAAGAAUACCACAAAACCCAAAGUAUCAGCAUGUCAAGUCAAGACUGGACACUGGUGCCAGAUAGAGCUUGCUCUAUUGACUUGAAGCAAAGGAAAGCAUGUCCAAGUGAAAAAUCACCUCUGGCUUGAGAACCAGACUGUAGUUCAUUCAGAAACCAGAAUGAUCCUGGCCCAGUUUUAAUGUAACAGUAUGACUAAAUACAUUGAGAAGCUAGAAGAGAUCAAAAAAAAUUACAGAUACAAAAAAGAUGAGCUUUUCAAGAGAUUAAAAGUUACCACCUUUGCCCAACUGGUCAUCCAGGUUGCUUCCUUGUCAGAUCAAACACUGGAAGUGACAGCUGAGGAGAUUCAAAGACUAGAAGACAAUGAUUCUGCGACUUCAGACCCUGAUGCUGAAGUCACUGCCAGCACCAAUGGGAAGGGGAGCCCCAGUGAGCAGUCGCCGAGCCCUGUCCAGUUCAUCAACAGCGUGGGAGCGGGGGACUCCAGUCGCUCCACACUCCAGAGCGUCAUCAGUGGUGUUGGAGAGCUGGAUCUAGACAAAGGGCUGGUGAAGAAAGCAGAGCCCAACAGCAGAGACAAGCCGUAUCCCGACUGCCCCUUCCUGCUGCUAGAUGUGCGCGAUAGAGACUCUUACCAGCAGGGCCACAUUGUCGGAGCUUACAGUUACCCAAUCGCAACUCUGUCUAGAACAAUGAACCCUUAUUCAAAUGAUAUUCUUGAAUAUAAAAAUGCUCACGGCAAGAUCAUCAUUCUGUACGACGACGACGAGAGGCUGGCCAGCCAGGCGGCCACCACCAUGUGCGAGCGGGGAUUCGAAAACCUCUUCAUGCUUUCCGGAGGUCUCAAAGUCCUAGCUCAGAAAUUCCCCGAAGGACUGAUGACAGGUUCCCUGCCAGCAUCUUGCCAGCAAGCCCUUCCUCCUGGUUCUGCCCGGAAACGAUCCAGCCCCAAGGUGCCGCCCCCGCCGGCGGAGAAUAAGUGGAGAUUCACCCCAGAAGACCUCAAAAAGAUAGAAUAUUACCUGGAAGAGGAGCAGGGCCCGACAGACAGUCUCAGCCGGCUGAGCCAGGCUAACGCCUCGGCCAGAGACUCCAAGGCGCCCAGCUCCCGCGGCAGCAGCCAGGGCCUGUCCUCCGGGGGCCCCGCCGGCCACGCCAGCCCCCGCUCCCAAGGCAGCGGCCACCUGCAAGGCAAGCCCUGGAAGUAAAGACUGUCUGUCCCACUCAAAUAAAUGUUUUCUCUCCUUGCGGACCCCCGAGCAGUUCCCCAGCCGGUCCUUUUCAGACCAGGACACGUGUGGUCUCCAGCUCCGGAAGGGUUUGUACACGUACCAAGGCAGCGCCAGCUCCUGUCCGCCCCCAUCCACACCAUAUUCACGUCUCUGGAACCGAGUGGGAAGAAAGGGUCUCGUGGGGGUGGGGUAAGGGUGGGGGUGGGGGUUUCGUGUUUGAAAUAGGGCCCAGCCUGCCUGGGUGUGUAUCCCGUGCUGCUGUGUACAUACUUCAGUCACAUCUGGGGUGUUCUCCCCCCCCCAGUUCUUCUCCACUUAUGUUCUUAGUUCCACGGAGGUUGCCCAGAGAGGCUGUGCUGCCUGAGAAGCUGGCCCUGGGGUGCGGUGACGCUUAGCUCUCAGCCUCCCGGAGCCCCCAGGGGGGCUCGCAGGCUGGACGCUCUCCCCAGCGCGGAUACGGGCCCUGCGGUGAGUUUGGAGGCUGGUUCUGCAAGCAUCGCUCCAUUCUGAGAUUCAGCGCAGCAGCUCCUCCUGAAGCCAAUGCCUUCACCGGACACGGCCUCCCAGAAACCCCGGCCGUCCAGAGCCCCCGGAGCUGCCCCUCACGGGUGGUCUGUUAGGAAUUUCCAUCACCCACUUGCCCAUCCCACCUUAGACAGCAGCCAUGAGGGCCCCUGGUAAACAUCAGCUCCGGGGGCUGGGAGGGGGGGCCUGAGGGCACACAGGUGAGGACCCCUCCGCGCCCUUUGUCAGAGCUGACAGCCCCUUAAGCCCUUGCUUAAAAUACAGUAUUAGUCUAAUUGAGUAAUUAGUGCAAUUUCCUACUUACUUUUCAUUCUCGUGGCUGAGCUGUGAUUAGGAGGUUGUGAUUAUAGAUUCUGGUUUGGGCCAGAAUUUUGAAUCAGCAUUAAUUGAAUUGCUAGAUGACUGACAUUCGUUCCAUUUAAUUGGGGGAACAAAAGACCUCAGGUAAGGAUGAGGAACUCUGAAAUCAUCAGGAAAAGGAAGAGAGCCUUGUUAAUUUUUAUGGUCUGUGAUCUGUAGCUGUGAUAAGGAACUGAGGAAUAAAUUGUGCUUUUUGUCAUGGCAACCAGCUUCUGAAAAGCCAACUGAAAAUUGCCUAUCCUUAGGUGGUUACCGCUGCUGGGUAAGAUUCGCCUUCACGGCACUAUUUUCUCGCCAUCAGGAAAAAAAAAAAGAAAAAGAAAAAAGGACCACAGUAUUUCUAGCCAAGGGGGCUGUGUUUGUAAGAGAAGUAAAGGUAAUAAAUAUCUCAUAGAUCCAUAUGGAAAAAGAACUUUCCGAUUCAGCCCAGUGCUCUUUCAGUAUGUUUAUUCCUCUCUCCUUGAUUUCCAAAGUAUAACAUUUUCCAACGCUUUAGAAAUCAAACAAACCAGCGACAUUGUUCAGAUGUCAAGCCAUGCCCAGUUUUCCACAAGAUUCAAGAAUCUUGUAUAAAAUUCAGCCAACGUACACAUAGCUUUAAUGAGGAGCCUGUCAUGUUUCCCCAUAAAUUUAUUGCCUGAGAACUAGCGCAGCCCUUUUGCUAAUGCCAGAACGCUCUGGCUUUUUAUUUUCUUUACAACAUACAUUUUUUUUAAUGCAAAUUUUUCCACCCUCAGCUUUCCCCUAGCACAGACAAGAUUUCCAGCCUUUUUGACACACGCGCAUUUUUAAGGAGAAAAAGAAAAUGUUUUCUCUGUCACAGAGUUCUGGUUAUGCCAUUUUAAAGUUGACGAGUCAGGAGUUUAGGUUUCCCUGCUGGAUUCAGUUUUGAGGGUCACUGGUAGCCCCCUUCCUUCCCCUUCUGCAUCCCCAUCACCAAACGACACUCGAGUGUUGGAAACGGCUGUGUGUAGGUGGAAAGUCAGGUUAGCCAAACCCCUCAGAACGGCCGUGCGUUCAGCCGAGCCGUCUGGCAGGCCGUGUGUUUACGUGUUGUUCUCCAUAGUGCUUUGCCCUGUUGGUAAGGAUUUUAAGUAACGAUUCCUAAAGACCUGUUCUGACUCCGCACUCCGGGUGCUAAGUGGCACUCGCGGUUUUUACACGCUCAAGGUAUUGCUUUGAAUGUUUGACUUUACUCGUUUCCGCGUUAGGUUAACUGACAUGUAUUAUUUAAGUGAUCAGCGAUACUCUGUGCAAUUAUGAAUGUUGAACAUUAAAGUACGUAGUUA
Messenger RNA from Pipistrellus kuhlii (Kuhl's pipistrelle), 3458 nucleotides. RefSeq names its product centrosomal protein 41 (gene CEP41). Gene Ontology annotation, cellular component: ciliary basal body. Lineage: Eukaryota; Metazoa; Chordata; Mammalia; Chiroptera; Vespertilionidae. Gene Ontology annotation, biological process: cilium assembly; protein polyglutamylation. The coding region runs from base 241 to 1260 and encodes 339 amino acids. The record is from RefSeq and is a predicted model, not a curated record. The transcript has 12 exons.